CCUCUUCUCUUCUUCAUCUACUUUCGGAAGGGAUCGAUCUGAUCUUCCAGGAAUCACACGAACGAAACCUAACUCAGGUGUGUAAACUGAGAUUUCUUGAGAUAUAUCCAUGGCUGGACAGACUGAUCCUCACAUCUCACUGUUUUCUCCUGAAGAGGUUGAGUUUAUGGGAGAGGAUGAACUGGUGGAGAUUGUUCCCAAUAUGAACAUGGAGCCGCUCAACUUCAUCGCUGGGGAUUUUGGUCGGUUCGUUCCUCAGAUUCCGACACAAGUGCCUCUGUGGCUUGCUGUGGCAUUGAAGCGGAGAGGCAAAUGCACUUUCCGGCCACCACAGUGGUUGUCUGUUGACAAUUUGACUCAGAUUCUGGAAGCGGAACGGGAACCUCAGUCGAAAUUUCAGCCGUUACCAUUUAGUUAUGUGGAGAUUGCUAGACUGCUUUUUGAUCAUGCACGUGAUGAUAUUCCAGACAUGUAUAUGGUAAGAUCGUUAGUUGAGGAUAUUAGAGAUGUGCGGCUUCACAAACUCGAGAAUAACUUGGGCUCAUUUCAAGGUACAUCUGCAGUAAAGAUGGAUAAUGUAUCGGCAAUGGAAGUGAACCUAGUCCGCCCAUUUGCUAGAAGAGCCUUAGAAGCGUUUUAUAAGCAUGACAAGCCAGAGGCUGAUACAGCAGACAGAGACACUAGAAGUAGUAGACAACCCCGUGAAGCUAACAAUGAGCCAAGGAGACCUCUAAGGCAACGCUAAGGAGCUACCCUUGCUUAAGUGAGAAUAAUUCAGGUAUCGUCUCUGCCAAAAUAUAUGGAGCUCCCCGAGAAGUGAGAACACCAACAGCAUCUAUGUCUGUGUCUUAACUAUAUUCCCUUGUUUCUCUUGUUCUGUUACAUACGCUUUUGGUAUUAUUAAACAUCUUUGCGAGUUGUAGAUGGAACCCUUAUUGUUUCAUUUCAAGUGUCAUGCAACACCCAAUGAAAUACACAUGUUGCAUGUGGAGUCAAAG
This is a messenger RNA of Eruca vesicaria subsp. sativa (arugula), 998 nucleotides long. The record is from the annotation of a GenBank genome assembly. NCBI's taxonomy places the organism in Eukaryota, Viridiplantae, Streptophyta, Magnoliopsida, Brassicales, Brassicaceae.